Molecule: messenger RNA, 348 nt
Organism: Orbicella faveolata
Lineage: Eukaryota; Metazoa; Cnidaria; Anthozoa; Scleractinia; Merulinidae
Product: glutathione gamma-glutamylcysteinyltransferase-like
Source: RefSeq, a predicted model, not a curated record
AAUAGUCAAUCGAAGCCGACUUACCGUGGGAUAAGUACGCUGGCCACCAUCUCGAACUCUUUAAGGAUAGAUCCCCGUUGCAGGUGGAAAAGGACGAUUUGGCGAUGGAACACAGAAGAUUGGUUGGCAUUCUGCAUUUCUAAAGGCGGUGCGAAAGGGGAGGCUGUCGGGCAAAUCGGAGGGGGUCAGUAUAGUCCCGUUGCUGCAUUGGACAGAGAAACAAACUCUGUAUUGAUGUUAGAUACAGCAAGGUACAAGUAUCCGCCACAUCGGAUUCCUAUUGAACUGAUAUUUCAUUAGGGUUCAGAGCCACCUCAAAGUUUUGAAAAUUUAAGGUGGCUCUGAACG